This is a messenger RNA of Cydia pomonella (codling moth), 4267 nucleotides long. RefSeq names its product synaptic vesicle glycoprotein 2B-like. The record is from RefSeq and is a predicted model, not a curated record. Bases 1656 to 2942 code for a protein of 428 amino acids. The transcript is spliced from 10 exons. Gene Ontology annotation, biological process: transmembrane transport. Gene Ontology annotation, molecular function: transmembrane transporter activity. Lineage: Eukaryota; Metazoa; Arthropoda; Insecta; Lepidoptera; Tortricidae.
AACUCGAACUAUUAAAAUUAUUUUAAGCUUUUAUUCGAGACAAAAGUUUUUCUGGUGUCCGAAUGAUACUUAAGGGUUGUUCAUUAUAUUCGGGAAUUUAAUGAAAAAUCUAGCUGGAUUUAUACUUUUGGGUUGGGGAUUUUUCUAAUAUUUUAAAACUAGCAUAUGUCCACGACUUUGUCUACAUGAAAUUUAUUUUUAAAUUUAUAUUCUCUCCUAAUUAAUUUCUAUUCAAAAUUUUAUACACUCUUUCACAUCCCAUUAGGUGAUUAGGGCAUGAUUCCCAGUAUAAGUGUUCCUAACUUAUGAUCUAUGUCUGUAUAUUCUAAAAUAAUAAGCUAAACAAAACAUGUCUUCUUUACGCUGAUGACCUGGUAUUGCUGGCGUCAUCGGGUGAAGAAUUGCAGGAGAUGGUAACUAGAAUGCAUAGAUCUUAUGAAAGGAAAGGAAUGAAAAUAAAUGUGAGCAAGACGAAAGUAAUGGUAUUUGAAAAGGGAGAAAGUAUGACAAACUGUGAAGUUUUGAUUGGUCAAGAAAGAGUUGAACAAGUGAGAGUUUGUGUAUCUGGGAACCAUGUUCACUAGGGACGGUAAACAUGAUGAAGACAUUGAAAGGAGAGUGAAUGCUGGAAAUCGUGUGAAUGGGGGACUCAACGCUUUUAUGAGCAGCCAGGUGUCGCAAAAAGCACGGUUGGCUGUGCAUAGAGGGGUGUUGGUGCCUACACUUAUGUAUGGUAGCGAAAGUUGGGUAUGGCAGAAGAAACAUCAGAGUCAAGUAAAUGCAGUGGAAAUGAGAGCGUUGAGAAGUGUGUGUGGUGUAAAAUUACAAGAUAGAAUUAGGAACAGUGUGAUAAGGGAAAAGUUUGGACUGAACGAAGAUGUAGUGACAAAAAUUGAGAAAGGUAUGUUGAGAUGGUUUGGACACGUGGAAAGAAUGAGUGAAAGAAGGUUAACAAAGAGAUUGUAUAAGGGAGAAGUAGAAGAGGGAGUCGGAAAGGGCUAGACCUCGGCGGACUUUCUCUGAUCAAAUCGGGGAAAUCCUGAAGAAAGGCCAGGUCAAGAGCACCCUAAAUCGACGAGCGUGUAUGAGGAAUGUCAUGAAAGUGAAGGAAGCGAAAGAGGCGUGAUUAUAUGUAUGUUUCUCAACCGAUUCUAGUGAAUUUUUUUGAGCAGGUGAUUAAUGAUUUUAUAUAUGUUUACAAGAUUUUAUUUAACUUGUUUUGUUGUCAAUUCAGUUUUUAUUAUUUUCAAAAUGUCUAAAGUUCACAAAGCCACUAGUGUAAUUCCUUCGUUUUAUUUCUUUUCAGGCUUCGGCAAAUACAACUUGCUUAUGGGCGUAGUAUGUGGCUUCAUGAUCAUCGCCAUGGCCUUCGAGAGCCUAUCGGUUAGCUAUUUGGUACCAGCUAGUGCUUGUGAACUGGAGACCACUACACUACAUCAGGGGUUCAUGGCUGCUGUGCCCGUCAUAGGUAAUGUUCAUGACCGAAUUAUGUUCGACCUGCAGUGAAUGUGGUCAUAUUUUCACUGCUAAAAUUGACUAUGUCAUAAUGUCAGUCACCUGAGAGUGCACCAAUGACACUUCAGCCGUAGAACGCAGUCGCUGUGACCGAAAACGGUAUCCUGGCCACGUCGCACGUUUGGGGCUACUUAGCAGACAUGCGCGGACGUCGCAAAAUACUUCAGUUAUCACUUGUGCUCGGGUUCGUCACGGGUGCGCUUGCUGCUUUCUCGCCGCACUGGAUUGUCUUCUGCGUUCUUAAGUUCCUGUCAUGCACUUCGGUAUCAGGGACAUUCGCGCUCGCCUUCACGCUACUGGGAGAGACUACUCCUCGCACAAAACGUAAUAUGGUGAUCUUAAUGACCAGCAGCAUCUAUCUCGUUUCUACUGGAGUCAUGGCAGUGUUGACCAUCCCGGUGCUUCCUCUCACAUUCUCCUACUACGUCCCAUACCUUGGUAUCUAUUUCAACUCCUGGAGACUCCUGAACAUCAUCUACAGCUUGCCAUGCGCAAUAGCUGCAGCAGUUGCAGCCCGUGUUGAUGAGAGCCCCAAGUACCUCCUCACUAUGGGCUUAGCGGAAGAAGCUUUGAAUGUCAUCAAGGGCAUAUAUGUCGUAAAUACUGGGAAAGACCUGGAGGACUUUCAGGUGAAAUCGAUUAUUUUGAACGAGGGUGCCACAUCUCAAGCACAAUACAAGUCUCUUUGGGCAUCAGUGAAAGCACAGACAUUGCCUCUAGUAAAGCCACCAUUAGUGCGAAAUACGAUUCUGCUUUCCAUCAUGUUUGCAUUGAUCUAUUUCUGCAUACACCCUUACGUCGUGUGGUUGCCCUUCAUUGCUGACGGCUUCAUGAAAUCAAUUGAAAAAGGGGAGACUGAUCUCACCAUCUGCCAAAUGCUUCGAUCAGCGCACGUUUCUCAAAAUCAAACCUUAGAAUCUUUAGAUGUAAUCGAAGAGGUGAAAGACUGUUCCCUAAAUCACUUUGCCAUGAUGAUUGUCCUCAUCAAUGGAUGUGUUCUUGGGAUAAUGAAUUUAGUCAUGAGUGGACUAAUUAAUGUAGUCGGGAGAAAGCGGCUGCUUAUUGCUGUCCAGAUAAUAACCGGAACAGCAGGCAUAUGCAUUAACUUCAGUAGUUCCUGGGCCGUCACAGCCGUCAUUUUUAUGGCUUUUAUCGCCAAUUGCCUCAACUUUGCAGUCCUCACUACUUUUAGCGUCAACAUCUUCCCGACAUAUCUCAAAGCAAUGGCGGUUUGUUUGACACUGAUGGUGGGGCGAACCUGCGCUUUCUUCGGCAUCAACAUACUCAAGCAGUUGCUGAUCAGCGACUGUGAACUCUCCUUUUAUAUCUUCGGAGGAUUGACUAUUGCGGGCGGUAUAUUGGGAUUUCUUUUGCCAGCCGACGAACCCAAACACAAGCCAAGAGAAAAUAAAGCUCCAGAAACUUGAAAGGACUGUCAUUAUAAUUAUAAACUAUCCAUGUUGCAAGAGUGCAUGAAUUAAGAGCCAAAUAUUUUGGUAGAAUCAUCUUUAAGUGACCGUUCUCUCGGGGUCUAUAAAUAAAGCAAAGUCCUAGUGCUGAACACUGUUCCUAUGGUUGAUUUGAUACUUUCAAUCUUAAUUCCACGUAAUAGAGGCGAAAACUGAGCCAUCAAGUGUGAACCAUUGCAUUUAGGCAGCUAAAUACUAGUAUGUUUACCUUAUUCUUAUCAGACUUGGAAACUUGGUGGAAACCUUGGUUUUUUAUUGCGUGGAAUUCUGACGUUUCCUAGUGAUACCAAGCAAUAAAAUAUUCCUUAAAUUUGUAGUGAGAAUUACAAGCCAAAAUAAAAUAUUGGCAAUACAUUUUGACAUGAUUAUUUUUACUUACAACCAUCAUUAUACUUUAUUCGUGAAAACAAAGAUAGUGUAAUUUUAAAGUGAACUAUUUGGGCAUGAGAAAAUAUUAGGUAUUUCCCUGGGGUGAAAAAUAAUUGUUACUGUUAUUAUUCUAAUGACUUUCCAUAUAUCAUAAACCUUUGGUCUAAAAUUAUAUUUUUUAUAUUUUGUUUUUUACUAUAUCGUCUCGUUUUAAACAAAAAGGCACGAAAGGUCGGGUCGCUGUGUUCCACUCCACCCUAUGGCCGUUGCUCGCCGCUGCUGCCGCCGCAAUGAAGCCAUGAGAGUGUUCUCCUUACAUCUACCCUUCAUUUCAAACAAAUAGCAAAUUCUUUACUUUAUGACACAUGUCAUUCGGCUUUCAACAGUUUGAACGUGCGAAUGUGUUUGCUCUCCUUUGUCCGUGUUAUUUUUGUUAUUUCAUUGUUAUAUUUGUAAAAUAAGAGUUUAUGCAAUAAAUAUUAACUUCAUACAAAAAUAAUUGACAAUAAUAUGUAUAAGUAGUAAGAUGCUGCUGUCAGAAUUCCACGCAAUAAAAAACCAAGGUUUAGUUGCUUUUGAGAGACAGAUUUUGUAACUUUAUUUUAUGGCAUUAUUUAAAGCGAUUAUGUUGUCAGCAAAAUUGCUCGAUAAGAUUGUAAUGACUGUGUUUUUAUUUAAUCUCUGAUUUCGAUUCUGAAAAUUUAAAUUUAUGAUGUGAAAAUGUAUAGUAAGGUACAGUCAGCUGCAAAAAUAUGUAUCGAGAGAAUCGUCUCAUAAAUAUGGUACUACGCUCUUAUUACACUGGAAUAAGAUGCUAUGGGACAUAUUUUUGAGUGAGAUGUGUACACCCAUAUUUUUACACUCGACUGUACAUAGAUUUUUUUCUGGCAUUAAUAAAUUUAUAUUUUCUUUUA